This is a messenger RNA of Anopheles marshallii, 1737 nucleotides long. Its product is annotated as esterase B1-like. NCBI's taxonomy places the organism in Eukaryota, Metazoa, Arthropoda, Insecta, Diptera, Culicidae. Gene Ontology annotation, molecular function: hydrolase activity. The transcript has 4 exons. Bases 1 to 1737 code for a protein of 578 amino acids. The record is from RefSeq and is a predicted model, not a curated record.
AUGCAACCCUUCCUGGCGGCUGUACUGCGGCUGUGCGUCGGACUACUGAAGGUUUGGUUGAACCGUGUUUGGCUCAAGCUGAGUCCACCCUCGGCAAACACCUGUACCGUUACGAUAGGACCGGGUAAGGUGCGCGGUUUAACGCGUGUGACGCAGAGCGGUACACAUUACCAUCAAUUCAAGGGCAUUCCCUAUGCCGUGCCUCCCGUCGGUGAUCUACGCUUUAAGCCUCCCGUACCGCUGGAAACAUUCCAAAAGCCCGUGCUGGAGUGUUUCGUUGAGGGCAGCAAGUGUUUGCAGUACGAUCAGAUUCUUAACGUGCUGGUGGGAUCGGAGGGUGGUUUGUUUCUGAACGUUUACACGCCAAAAGUGAUCGGUGAAAACUCUUCCGGACUUCCCGUCAUGGUAUACCUUCACGGUGGAGGGUUCCUCAGUGGCAGUGGUGACUCGUUCCUGUACGAUCCAUGUUACUUUAUGGAGGAGGGAGUGGUGAUCGUCACGUUCAACUAUCGGCUCGGGCCGCUCGGAUUUCUAAGCUUCCCUGAGGCCGGUGUUGACGGAAAUGCUGGACUGAAAGAUCAGUUGUUGGUGUUACGGUGGAUCCAGCAGAACAUUGCCCCGUUCGGUGGUGAUCCGACCAAUGUUACACUGUUUGGAGAAAGUGCAGGUGCUAAGGCGGCCUAUCUGCACUAUCUUUCCCCUGUUUCCAGGAAGUACUUCCAUCGAGUGAUCUGUCAAAGUGGUGUCGCUUGUUCCGACUUCGCCCUGCAAGUCGAUCCAAGCGCAAAGGCACGCAAGCUAGCGAAGUGUAUGGGUUAUCACGGUUCCAAUGAUAGUGAAGCACUAGAUGUCCUCCUGAAAGCACCAGCAAAGGCACUAUUCAAACACCAACUAGAAACGCUAGCGGACGACGAACGCAAUCAAGAAUUACAGUUUCCAUUCCGUCCCGUCAUAGAAGGUGAUCGUCCCGGUGCUAUCGUCGUUCAACAUCCUCUAGACGCUCUGCAAACUGAACUCGAUCCUCCCAUUCCCUUGAUUACCGGGUGUAACAGUGGCGAAGGUAUGGUCGCACUGGUAAAAGCUCAGAGGCAUCUUAACGAAUACAAUCUCCAUCCGGAACGGUUACUGCCUCCGAUGCUGCACCUUCCACCAGGCGUCAACGCAAGUGAGCUGGGCAAAAAAGUCAAACAAUUCUACUUCCAAACACGUCCAAUCGGCGAUGUCACUCUGCCGGCGCUGAUGGACGUCCUUUCAGACAAUGAGUACAUCACCGCAACAAUAACCGCGGCCGAACUGGUGGCGAAAUAUCAACCAAAGGUGAAACAUUACUGUUACUACUUCACGCACGAUGGUCGGUUGGGCAAUAUUAAGCACCUGCUGAAUAUGGCUCACCUUCCGGGUGUCUGCCAUGGGGAUGAUGUGUUCUACAUGUUCCAUUCGGCCCUUAAUCCAACAUUGCCGGAAGACGCAGAUGAAACCUUCGUUCGUAAAGCGUUCGUGAGAAUGUGGUCCAAUUUCGCUCACCAAGGAAACCCUACGCCGGAAGGCGGUGACCGAUCAACCGGAUUAACACGAUGGGAUCCUGUAGAACCGUGCGGGAAGGAUUACUUCAGGUUGCGAUGUCUGCAGAUUGAUACGAGCUUGAAGAUGGUGCCGAAUCCAUUCCUAAAACGGACCACUUUUUGGAGAGAUCUGUUUCGGACGUACGGAUAUGGCUCAAGAAUGUUACCAGAGUGA